CAUUAAGGAGUUGAUCGCGCAACUAAUCGAAAGACGAAGAGACGCGCAUCAUUUUCCCGAUCAAGGAGAAGAUGGCACUACGGUAGAAUCGCCAGACGAUGAAGAUGAUGAAUGGUGUGUCAUUUCCCCCGAAGAUAUUCCGGGUACAAGUGGUUCAGGUUCAGGUAGCACCGCGACGAGUGCCGCUGGAUCUGAAGGAUCUGAACGUGCUGAAGGUUCAAGUGGAGAUGAACACGCUGAAAGAUCUGAGCCAAGUAUUGCUGGGCACGACGUGCUACGGGAGACACAGGAUAAGCAUGC
This is a messenger RNA of Amoebophrya sp. A25, 300 nucleotides long. Lineage: Eukaryota; Dinophyceae; Syndiniales; Amoebophryaceae. The record is from the annotation of a GenBank genome assembly.